GUGCUUGACUGAUUGUCUAUUCCAACAUUCACUCCUUCGCCAUUGUCUCCUCUUGCCUCGUCUAAAUACGAGCCUCACCCUCGCGCUCAUUCCAUGAUACCACAUGCUUCUGAAAAGGUUUGUCAAUUGUCACUUAUUUCCUCACUUGACUGACAAACACUAUAGGGACCUCCCUCGUCCAUUCACUUCAUGCAUCUACUGUCACUCUUUUGCCGCGUCACCUCGCCCUCUUAUUCACCUUUCCCUUCACAUGCGGCACUUGCCUCAUUGUCACUCUCCCCUCCCAGUGCAGGUCCUGUCCUAUAAAUAUUUCCUUCUCCCACGCCAACUUCCUCUCUUAACUUCCUCUCUUCCUCUUUCCUUCUCAUACACCCUUCCUUCAUUCCUCCAGUCCUGUCAAAAUCUCAGUGCCGCACAAUCAUCAUGGUUCUGGGUAUGCUCGCUCCCAUUGAGCCACCUCAGGGCGAUUACGGCACUGAGGUGGUCACUGUUAUCGUCGGUACAGAACGCAAAGAGUUCACCAUACACAGUGAACUUUUAUUCACCGCCGUCCCCGUGUUCCGCGACUACCUCGAGGAAGGCUCCAGCCACCGGCUUCCUUCUGCGCUCAAUGCUAUUCGAGUCGAGGGCGGUGAUUGGAAUUCCUGCGACGGAUGCAAGAAAAUUGUUCUCCCACACGAAGAUCCAUUGUUGUUCUCGCUCUUCCGCGACUGGAUUUAUUCUGGACGCAUUCCCGACAACAUCUCUCGGUACAUGAAGGCAGGACAUGAAUCCUACCCGGACUUGUUCUGGUGGCGAGUAUUGCAACUUGGUGAGAAACUCCGAACUGGUAGUUUGCCUGGGCUUGCUGUGGGUGAACUUGAGAAACUGUUCUCUCCAGAAAAGCCAAGUAUUCCGAGUGACCACUUCAUCAGAAGUGUAUUCGAUGAGCCGUCAGCAAAGUGGAACUGCAUGAGGCAGUACAUCGUCCGCCAUGUCGCGUUCUGGGUGGAAAAGAGCGCAGACCGUAACGCCUGGCAUCGACUCCUCAACAUUCACAAGAACGUCGCUUCUGGACUUGCUUCAGCUCUCAUGCAGAAGAAGACCUACCAUCCACAGGGAACAUGGGGACAAUCGAUCUGCUCGGACCUCUGCUAUCACGGACUGAUGUAUGAGUAUGAGGUGGAUACAGCAUACAGUGGCAUCGAGGAGAGCUGCUAUCUCUCAGAGAAUCGUACCUUCCACCUCACUCAUGCCCGAUUGAUUGACGACAAUGCAUUCAAGGUGGCUCGGAGCGAAGCGGAUGGUAAUCCUGCUGAGCCAUGCGUGAUUGAUCCAGAUUAUGAGUCAGUAUGCGUAGAUCAGUCCCACUGGGAGCCCGAGGAGUCAUCAAGCACUGAACGAUCGGUCAUCGCAACUCCGACACAGUCGACCAUCCCCGAACCGCCAACUGAGGCCGCUCCGCCAAUUCCAUCACAAGCGGCUCCAUCGCCAAUCAUCACUUCUUCGAUCAGUGGUCAGCAUGUGAACACUCAGCACCCCCAAGACUUCGUCAAUGAUGUUGGCGGUUCAAACCAUGCUGAUCUCGUGGCGAAGUUCAGUGCUUGGCUCCUCAAUGAGGCAUCAGGCCAGACUGGCAUCAAGGGUCACGACAGCCAACGGACCGCUUCGAACUUCAAGCGUGCAGGGAACGUAGCAUAUCUUCCGCCGAUCAGCAAUGCUGCCAAUUUCAACAGCCACAAUGAGCCGACACGCACUGGUGCAGUCAACAACGGUCGGGCAAGCCACAGCGGACUUGAUGCUCCCAACUAUUGCCACUGUCCUUAUGACAACUGUCCUUAUGACAGAUGUCCUUAUUACGGCCUGGAUGUGGUCGAUCCCGAAACACCUGGCACAUGCAUCGGCUGCGGUCGUGAAGCCCACUACACUGACAAGCUGGCACUGGCAGAUGGAUUAGGACCACGGCAGCAGCACAAUGAGGCUGGCGAAACUUGGGGAGACUCAAUCGAUACAGACCUUGGCGACUGGACUAACACUGGUGGCAAUCGAAAGGUUCGGAGAACAUACGGGGAUGCAUGGUGAACGAACAGCAACAGUGCUGAACAAGUGGCGACACUACUGGGGGUGAGGAGCAGAUAAUUCACGAUCAAUCUGCAGCUCAGAAUGGGCGUCUGGAGUCGAGGCAGACUGGAGAAGUGGCAGACGAAGACCUUUCUAUGUGCAUGUACGGAUCAACGGCGACAGUUUCGCGCCUACUCACCAGUCUCAGAUCGAAGAGUCUGCUCCUCCAUAGCAUUAUUGAAUAACA
Molecule: messenger RNA, 2287 nt
Organism: Exophiala viscosa
Lineage: Eukaryota; Fungi; Ascomycota; Eurotiomycetes; Chaetothyriales; Herpotrichiellaceae
Exons: 2
Coding region: 424-2061 (545 amino acids)
Source: RefSeq, a predicted model, not a curated record